CUCUCUCUCUCUUCGUGCUCACAUACGCUCUUCUCUCUCUGUCUUUAAUUUGAAAAUCUUUGAUCAACUCUAGACGCGCAUUCUUCAUUUAUUACAGUCUGUUGUAAAACCCACUAAAACCAACCCCCCCUCUCUCUCUGGUUUCAUUAAUUUUCUUCUUCUGUGAUGCCCUUUUGAUCAAUCCAUCAUUCCAGAUCUGUCGUGACAAUAAGAGCAUCGGUAGAGGAGAUCCUCCUAUUAAUUCCUAUUGAAGCUGAGCAAAGCAGGUGAUGUGCCACUGUAAUGGAGGGCUCAGAGAGAGUCAAAGUGUCACCACUUUAUGAAUGAAUCUCCCACUUCUAUAGCUAUCCUUCUGCUGAACCGCGAAGUGCUAUUCCAACCUAACUUUGAAAUCCUAAAUCCUAAACUAAAAAUGCCUCCACAGGUUCCAAAGCCAACCAAACCAAGGAAUUGCGGCCCUCCGUUUACCAUCCCCAAACCCACCAACAAGUUCUACUUCUUCUACGGCCACCGCAACCCCUCCCAGAACCGCCCCACCGUCCGCGGCGGCCUCUUCUCCAACCGACAAACCCUAAACCCUAACCCUUCCCAACCCAAACCCACCACCAAACCCUUCAACAUCAAAAACUGGGACCCUCACUUCCUCUCCAACCCAAACUCAAACCCCUCCCCAUCAACCCUCUCCUCCGCCUCCCUACGCCUCUCCCCGAUCGCGCGCUUCAUCGUCGAUGCCUUCCGCAGAAACGACAACAAGUGGUGCCCCAACGUCGCCGCCGAACUCAGCAAGCUCCGCAGGAUAACCCCCAAUCUGGUCGCCGAGGUUCUCAAAGUUCAAACAAAUCACACCCUCGCUUCCAAAUUCUUCCACUGGGCCGGCAGCCAGAGAGGCUACCAUCACAAUUUCGCUUCCUACAAUGCCCUCGCCUACUGCCUGAACCGCCACCACCAGUUCCGCGUCGCGGAUCAGCUCCCGGAGCUCAUGGAGUCCCAGGGCAAGCCCCCCAGCGAGAAGCAGUUCGAGAUUUUGAUUCGUAUGCAUAGUGAUGCCAAUAGAGGGCUUAGAGUUUAUCAUGUGUAUGAGAAGAUGAGAAACAAGUUUGGGGUGAAGCCGAGGGUGUUUUUGUAUAACAGGGUUAUGGAUGCGUUGGUUAGGACGGGUCAUUUGGACUUGGCGUUGUCAGUUUAUGAUGAUCUUAAGGAGGAUGGGCUGGUUGAGGAGAGUGUGACCUUCAUGGUGCUGGUGAAGGGGCUGUGUAAGUGUGGGAGGAUUGAUGAGAUGCUGGAGGUUUUGGGGAGGAUGAGGGAGAGGUUGUGUAAGCCGGAUGUGUUUGCAUACACGGCGCUGGUGAAGAUUCUGGUGCCUGCAGGGAAUCUGGAUGCGUGUUUGAGGGUUUGGGAGGAGAUGAAGAGGGACCGGGUGGUGCCGGAUGUGAAGGCAUAUGCUACCAUGAUUGUGGGGCUGGCAAAAGGGGGGAGGGUUCAGGAGGGGUAUGAGUUGUUCAGGGAGAUGAAGGGGAAGGGUUGUUUGGUGGAUAGGGUGAUAUAUGGAGCGCUGGUUGAGGCGUUUGUGGCUGAGGGUAAGGUUGGAUUGGCUUUUGAUUUGUUGAAGGAUUUGGUGAGCUCCGGGUAUAGGGCUGAUUUGGGGAUUUAUAUUUGCCUUAUUGAAGGUUUGUGCAAUUUGAAUAGGGUUCAGAAGGCAUACAAGCUUUUCCAAUUGACUGUUCGGGAGGGCCUUGAGCCAGACUUCUUAACGGUGAAACCGUUGUUGGUUGCAUAUGCUGAAGCGAAUAGAAUGGAAGAAUUUUGCAAGUUGCUUGAGCAGAUGCAGAAGUUGGGUUUUCCUGUUAUUGCUGAUCUCUCCAAAUUCUUCUCUGUUUUGGUGGAGAAGAAGGGACCGAUAAUGGCAUUAGAGACAUUUGGCCAAUUGAAAGAAAAGGGUCAUGUUAGUGUUGAAAUAUAUAAUAUUUUUAUGGAUUCUCUUCACAAGAUUGGUGAGGUGAAGAAAGCGUUAUCACUAUUUGAUGAAAUGAAAGGCUUAAGCUUGAAACCUGACUCAUUUACGUAUUGUACUGCGAUUCUGUGCCUUGUUGACCUUGGAGAAAUUAAAGAGGCAUGUGCAUGUCAUAAUAGGAUCAUUGAGAUGUCUUGCAUUCCUUCAGUUGCAGCUUAUAGUAGCCUCACUAAAGGGCUUUGCCAAAUUGGAGAGAUUGACGAAGCCAUGUUGCUUGUUCACGAUUGUUUGGGCAAUGUUAGUGAUGGACCAUUGGAGUUUAAGUAUAGUCUUACCAUCAUUCAUGCAUGUAAAUCAAAUGUUGCUGAGAAGGUGAUUGAUGUAUUAAAUGAGAUGAUAGAACAAGGUUGCUCUAUAGACAAUGUCAUUUAUUGUUCAAUCAUCUCUGGCAUGUGUAAGCAUGGAACAAUUGAAGAGGCCAGGAAGGUUUUCUCAAAUUUGAGGGAGCGCAACUUCUUGACAGAAUCCAACACAAUUGUGUAUGAUGAAUUACUAAUUGAUCAUAUGAAGAAAAAGACAGCUGACUUGGUGCUAUCAAGUUUGAAGUUCUUUGGUCUAGAAUCUAAAUUAAAAGCAAAGGGCUGUAAGCUGUUGCCAAGUUGAAAAUAAUUUUGGGAGGGAGGGGGACUGAUUGUUCUCAUUUUUGUUCAACAUGUUGAAUACAGAAUAGCAUAUGGAAGGAUCAACCAUUGUUUUUA
This is a messenger RNA of Glycine soja, 2709 nucleotides long. RefSeq names its product pentatricopeptide repeat-containing protein At4g20740-like. The coding region runs from base 320 to 2614 and encodes 764 amino acids. The transcript has 2 exons. NCBI's taxonomy places the organism in Eukaryota, Viridiplantae, Streptophyta, Magnoliopsida, Fabales, Fabaceae. The record is from RefSeq and is a predicted model, not a curated record. Gene Ontology annotation, molecular function: protein binding.